AUUACUCUUCCUAGCUUCCUCUCGGCCUUCUCCCCUUCUGCCAUUACUCCAAACUUCUAGUUUGGAUUCUGGUUAGGUUUGGGGCUGGGUAUUUUUUCGUGUUCGUCGGUCGAAUCCAAGUUCCGAUUUCUCAAAUCCAAUCAAAUCUAGUUAUAAGAUUGAUUUAAAAGAUCGCUUUUUUUUUUUUUUUGCCUCCGUUCCUUUGUACGCAUCGGGAAGAUGAGGAGACUAGAGGCUGUCGUCUCUUUCAGCCGGCAGAGAUUUCUCCGUAUCCUCCUUGCCCUGGCUCUUCUGUACUUCGUUUUCCUUCUUUUUUGCGAGCUCCCCUUCGUCGCCCGGCAACCAGGGCCUCCCGGUGGCGCCGCGGGGUUCGUCCCCGGCGACGCCAUGGCCCGCCCGCGCCACCUCGGCAGCGAAGAGGAGACCCAGGCGAAGUCCGCCCCCCUCCGUCCCUUCAAGCGCCCUUACCGGAUUCUCUCCCCAUCCUCCGGCCCCCGCCGGCGGCUGCGGUCCCCCAUCGUCUCCGGCCUAGUCCUCAUGAAACCCAACGACACUAACCGCGGGGCCUUCUCGGAAAUGGACAAGGCGGCGAAGGACGCGUGGGAGGUCGGAAGAAUGCUCUUUGAGGAGCUGAAGUCUGCUCCACCGUCAGCAAUGGCGCCGGAGGGGAACCGGGCGGAGGAGAGCUGCCCGCAUUCGAUCAUGCUGUCAGGGGCGGAGUUCGAAAAGCGGGGAAGGCUGAUGGUGCUCCCCUGUGGCCUGACGCUGGGCUCCCACAUCACUCUGGUGGCGAGGCCCCGCCCGGCCCACGCUGAGUAUGAUCCAAAGAUAUCAGCACUGAAGGAAGGGGGUCGGGCUGUCAUGGUGUCGCAGUUCAUGAUGGAGCUCCAGGGGCUCAAGGCCGUCGAUGGCGAGGACCCGCCGAGAAUUCUCCACUUCAACCCCCGGUUGAAGGGAGAUUGGAGUGGGAGGCCUGUCAUCGAGCAGAACACAUGCUACCGCAUGCAGUGGGGAUCGGCCCAACGGUGCGACGGAGCAAAAUCCAGAGCUGAUGAGGAGACUGUUGAUGGGAUGGUGAAGUGUGAGAAGUGGAUCCGUGAUGAUGAUAAUGAUCGGUUGGAGGAGUCGAAGACAGUGUGGUGGUGGAACCGUUUGAUUGGUCGGACCAAGAAAGUUUCUAUCGAUUGGCCAUAUCCAUUUGUGGAGGGCAAGUUGUUCGUUCUAACUCUUGGUGCUGGUUUGGAAGGUUACCAUGUCAGUGUCAAUGGGAGACAUGUGGCAUCGUUUCCUCAUCACACUGGAUUUGUACUUGAAGAUGCAACUGGCCUGUCUUUGAAUGGGGAUCUCGAAGUCCAGUCCAUAUUUGCUGCAGCAUUGCCCACAUUACAUCCUAAUUUUGCACCACAAAGGCAUCUAGAAAUGUCUGCUCAGUGGCAGGCUCCACCACUUCCUGAUGAACCAGUUGAACUUUUCAUCGGAAUCCUUUCGGCAGCCAACCAUUUUGCUGAGCGAAUGGCUGUGAGGAAGUCAUGGAUGUCUGCAGUGAGGCCAUCAUCAAAUGUUGUAGCUCGGUUUUUUGUUGCCCUGCAUGCAAGAAAGGAAGUGAAUGUGGAGUUAAAGAAAGAGGCAGAAUUCUUUGGGGACAUUGUCAUAGUGCCUUUUAUGGAUAACUAUGAUCUAGUUGUUUUGAAAACUAUCGCCAUCUGUGAGUAUGGGGUUAACACAGUUUCCGCUAAGUAUAUAAUGAAGUGCGAUGAUGAUACAUUUGUUAGAGUUGAUUCCGUGCUCAAGGAAGUGAAAAAAAUUCCAGGUGAUAGAAGUCUGUAUGUGGGGAACAUGAAUUACUACCACAAGCCCUUACGUAGUGGGAAAUGGGCUGUCACAGUUGAGGAGUGGCCGGAGGAAGUCUACCCACCAUAUGCUAAUGGUCCUGGAUAUGUUGUAUCAUCUGACAUUGCCCGCUUUAUCGUUACUGAAUUUGAGAGGCCCACAUUGAGGCUAUUUAAAAUGGAAGAUGUGAGCAUGGGCAUGUGGGUUGAGAAGUUCAACGACUCGAGACCUGUCGAAUACCUCCACAAUCUCAAGUUUUGCCAGUUUGGCUGCAUAGAUGAUUACUACACCGCACACUAUCAGUCCCCUCGGCAGAUGAUCUGCAUGUGGGACAAGCUGCAAGCAGGAAAACCUCAGUGCUGCAAUAUGAGAUGAUACUGAUAGGAACUUGAUGCACGGUGCAGCAAGUUUUGCAGUGUUAGAGGCACCUUACAUGAAAUUAAGGCUUUCUUGGAGAAUAUGAAUGGGUUGCCUCUUUAUGUUCAUUCUUUAAUUCUUUCAAUUAUGGUUGGGGGGAGAUUGGCGGGCGGGGGUGGGGGGCGGUGUGUUUGCUGGUCCUGGAGAGAAGGGGUUGUUCAGUUGCUUCUUUGUAUGUAAAGUGAACGAAAAUAGCUCCCGCUGUAGCAGCCCCAGCGCUAUACUUCUUGUAUGAUCACAUCUUGUCCAGAUUCUUUAUUGCUUGCCAUACAUCUUGUAAGGUACAAGAUCAAUGAUAUAUGUUUAUGCUUAAUGAUCACUUGUU
Elaeis guineensis (African oil palm) is the source of this 2572-nucleotide messenger RNA. RefSeq names its product hydroxyproline O-galactosyltransferase GALT6. Gene Ontology annotation, molecular function: carbohydrate binding; hydroxyproline O-galactosyltransferase activity. Gene Ontology annotation, cellular component: Golgi membrane. NCBI's taxonomy places the organism in Eukaryota, Viridiplantae, Streptophyta, Magnoliopsida, Arecales, Arecaceae. The record is from RefSeq and is a predicted model, not a curated record.